Phascolarctos cinereus (koala) is the source of this 462-nucleotide messenger RNA. RefSeq names its product 17-beta-hydroxysteroid dehydrogenase type 3-like. Lineage: Eukaryota; Metazoa; Chordata; Mammalia; Diprotodontia; Phascolarctidae. Gene Ontology annotation, cellular component: endoplasmic reticulum. The record is from RefSeq and is a predicted model, not a curated record. Gene Ontology annotation, molecular function: oxidoreductase activity.
AUGAUGAAUUGUAACAUGCUGUCAAUGAUUCAGAUGAUCCGGAUCAUCCUGCCUCUGACGGCAGCCAGGGGACGAGGAGCCAUCAUGAACAUAUCCUCUGAGGCUGGCAGACAGCCUUCCCCAUUCUUGGCAUUAUAUGGGGCUACUAAGGCCUUUAUGAAUAGCUUCUCUCGGGCUGUGGCCUUGGAAUACCAGUCCUCUGGAGUCAUCAUACAGACUCUUACUCCUCUGGCUGUUUCCAGCAACAUGAGGCAGAUGCCACCCAGAAAAUUGUUGGUGAAGUCUUCAGAUGACUUUGUCAGAGAAGCCUUGGACACCGUAGGCAUCUCUAACUUCACCUGGGGGUGUUUCCUACACUCUGUCCACAGCUUGUUGCUGUGGCCCCUGACUUCCAACUCCAAAUUCAUCACCCUGAUUCUGACGUUCUUCAACUCUCAGUUCAGAGCAUUCAGCAGAUCCUGA